AUGGGUGCCCGAGGUGGCAUCUCCACACUGCUGCUUCUGCUGCUGCUGCUGCUGGCCGGCUACUCCCAGCCCCUGGGAGCGGGACUCCCGGCCGGAGUCUCUUUCUUCGGGGACAGCUUUGUGGAGAUGCCCCUGGCGGACGCCUCGCGCACGAUGCGGCUCCACCUGCAGCUGUACACCAGCCAGGGGACUGGGCUGCUCUUCCUGGCCGCCGGCCAGCCCGACCACCUCCUGCUCCAGCUGCAAGACGGCAGCCUGCAGGCCAGGCUGCAGCUGGGCUCAGAGGAGGUGACCUUGCAGUCCCCAGCAGGGCUGCAGCUCAAUAACCUGGCAGCGCACGACGUGGAGCUGCUGGUGGAAGAUGGCAGGAUGACACUGACCAUCGACGGCCUCUUCAACAGCUCCACGGACAUUGCAGGGCCAGCAAGGGAGCUGGACAUCCAGCAUGGCCUCUAUGCUGGUGGGACAGGCAGCCUGGACCUGCCAUACCUUGCCAAGGCCAGCCCUCCCUUCAGGGGUUGCCUCCACUUGGUAACAUUCAACGGCCUGGAUGUUCUCUCCCCUCUGUCCUCUGAUGGCAGCUCCAAGAUCUUCCACCAUGUCCAGGAAGGGUGCAGCACACAGUUCUCUGCAGAGCCUGAGGACCCAUUUGGGUUCCAGGGGCCACACUCCUACAUCGCGUUUCCCACGUGGGAUGCGAGAAAGGAAGCAACCAUCGAGUUCGUGAUAACGACGAGCAUCACCCAGGCACCCCUGAUCUACCACGCAGGGCUGGAGAACGACUUCUUCUACCUGGAGAUCUCCAACGGACGCCUGCGAGGGUUUGUGGAGAAGGGGAACGGCAUCAUCGUCCUGCACAACAACGUUUUCAUCAGUGACGAGCAGCAGCACUACGUCAAAGUCUACACGGACAUCCACAAGUUUGAGAUACUGGUAGAUUACUACGCUUCAUCCACAUCCAACCGGGGCAUCAACAACUACCUGGACCUUCAGGGAAACCUCUUCAUUGGAGGUAUGAAUGAAAAAGCUUUUCAAAGGCUGAGGGAGCAUCAUCUUGCUUUCAUCUCAGUGUGGACCAUGACCAACCACUCGUUCGUUGGCUGCCUGGAGGACCUGCGGAUAAACCUGCAGAGAAGGAGCCUGCAAGACGCCGUGAUCACAAAGGACAUCACAUCAGGCUGUGGGAAGCAGGACCAUUACUGGGACUAUGAGGAGGUGUAUGAGCAGGAUGAGGCACCUACCUCCCCACCCCCAAAUGUCUGGUCGGGAGCACCGGGCCUAGUGGUGGAACCAUGCCGGCCCGACAGCAGCUUCCCACCUGCCUUUGCCAACAUCAGCAGCCUUCUACAUGUCAGCCCCCUCAUCGUCUCCGAAGGGGGCAUGGCCUAUCUGGAGUGGAAACACACACAGCCAACAGUAGACUUGAGCCUGGCAAACAUCCGUCAGUCCCAAAUUCUCUUCAGCAUCACCAAUGACCCGAGGCACGGCCAGCUGGAGCUGGACAUCCCCGGGUCCAGGAGCAGAAGGAAGUUCACCUUGUUGGACAUUGUGAAUCGGAAGGUCAGAUACAUUCACGAUGGCUCUGAGGGACCCAUGGACCAGCUGAUGCUGGAGGUGACAGUGACCACCCAGCAAGGGGUCCCGGAGUGCUUGCGGCAGGGGCAGAUGUACCUGCUGCCCAUCAUGAUCAACCCCCUCAACGAUGCCCCACAGGUCAUUUUUCCCCGUGGGAACCACAUGACAAUCCUGAAGCACACACGGAAACACCUGACCACAGACAUCCUGCAGGUCCUGGAUGAUGACACAUCCUGUGAUGACCUCGAAUUCCAGGUGCAUGGUGGCCAGCAGAUGGAGGAGGGUUAUGUGGAGUUUGACUUCCACCCCGGAGUGCCCAUUGAAGAGUUCUCCUGCAGGGACCUGGAAGCUGGCAACGUAGUCUACGUGCACCAGAGUGGGACAAACUUACAGCUCACCUUGCAAGUGAGCGACGGCACAGUCCCGAGCCCCAUGGCCACCCUGAGGAUCCUCGCCAUUGACCCCGAAAUCCGCCUGGUCAACAACACCGGCCUCUCCAUCUCCCAAGGAGGGGCCGCACGCAUCACCACAGCCAACCUGUCAGUGGAGACGAACGCUGUGGAACAAUGGGUCGCCAUCCUGUACGUCCUCACAGAGCCCCUAAGGUAUGGCGAGGUCAAGAAGCAAGGGAGCAUGGGAGGGGAAUGGAAAAAAGUCGAGUCUUUCCACCAGCAAGACCUGGAGCAAGGGCGCAUCCAGUAUUUUAGCACAGACCCAGAGCACCGGCUGGAAGACAGUGUGGAGAAGCUGAGAUUUGAAGUCCAAGUGGGGCAGAAGGUCUUGCCAAACAACACCUUCCUCAUAAGGAUUAAAAGAGCCACCAUUAAGAUGAGGACCAUGGUUCCCCUCCAGAUGAAGAACAAGCGGCAUAGAAAUAUCACCAGCGAGGAGCUGGAGGCAAUGUUGGAAGAUCCAAACUCCGCCCCAGUCUCCUUCCACUAUAUCAUCACACAGGCUCCCAAAAAGGGAAAUCUGGAGCUGCUUGGCAACAGGCUGACCGAAGGCUUUGGAUUUACCCAAGAUGACCUGCAGAGAAACCACCUGAGCUACAGUGUGACCAUCAGGAACUCCCAGCAAGCCGAGGACACCUUCCAGUACCGUGUCCAUGCCGGUAAGCAGCACUCUCCCGUCUAUACCUACACAAUCAGCAUCGGUGGGGACCCCGAUGCGCCAGUGCUGACCAAUGUCCUCCUCACCGUGCCGGAAGGGGGACAGGCCAUCAUCUCCAAGGAUCACUUGUUUGUGCAGAGCGUGAACAGCAUGGACUACCUGUAUGAGGUGAUUGAGGGGCCAGCACACGGGAGACUGGCCUGGGCUGCCUCCCAUGGCUGGGCCUCCAGAGAAGAGAUCACAGAGUUCACCAAUGACGAUAUCCUCCACCGCCGGCUGCUGUACCAGCAUGACGACUCUGAGACACUGGAGGAUGACAUCCCCUUCGUAGCCAUCAGGCAGGGCGAGGGCAGCGCUGAGCCUGAUGUGGAGGAGGUGAGGGGUGUUUUCAGGGUCUCUAUCCAACCCAUCAACGACCACAUCCCUGUCCGGGCAGUGAACAAAGUCUUCAACGUGGUGCGCAAUGGGCAACACCUGCUGACGACUGACGACAUUGCCUUCACUGACAGGGACUCCGGCUUCUCUGACACACAGCUGGUGCUGGCAAGGAAGGACAUCUUGUUUGGCAGCAUCGUGUCUGUCGAUGACAGAAGCCACCAGGUCUAUCGGUUCACACAGGAUGACUUGAGGAAGAAGAAGAUCCUCUUUGUCCAUUCAGGGGCUGACCGUGGCUGGAUCCAGCUACAGGUCUCGGAUGGUCUCCACCAAACCACGGCCCUCCUGGAAGUGCAGGCAUCAGACCCCUACAUCAAUAUAGUCAACAAUACCGGUCUGGUCAUCCACCAGGGCACCCGAGGGAGCAUUGACUCCUCUGUUCUCAACCUGGAGACCAACAUGGACAUUAGGUCAGAUGAAGAGAUACGAUUCCUGAUAACAACCCCCCCGAGGUGGGGGACCAUACUGAGAGGGGAACAACCGGUCAUGGCCUUCUCCCAGAAGGACCUGCUUGAAGGAGAGAUCUCCUACCACCACAACGGCAGCAGGAACACCCGGGAUGAGCUCCAGUUCACUGUAGAAGCAAACGAGGUGGCAGUGGAGGACACACUGGCCAUCAGCGUGUUCUUGGACACCCAUCCCAGUCCCCUGAGCAUAGUCAACCACAAGGAGAUCUAUGUCUUCCAGGGGGAAGCAGCUGGGAUCAAGGAGGAAUACUUACUGGUGACCCACGAAGAGAUCCCUCCCCAAGACAUAGUCUACCUGGUGAGCAGCCCCCCAGCCUCUGGCUUCCUGGCAAUGCUUCAGGACGGCCAGGAUGUGAACGAGCAGCCCAGCCUGGACCCCAUCCAGUCCUUCACCCAGGAGGACAUCAACAGUGGCAGAGUCCUCUACCUCCACUCCAAGCCCAAUGAGGAGCGUGACCGGUUUGUCACAGACAUCACAGCCCGCGGUGUGGACGCUCUGGAGGGGGUGGUGGUGAGCCUGGUUGUGCUCCCCAUCAACGUGCCCUUGGAUGUCCACAACAUUACAGUGCCAGGAGGUGGCUCUGCUACCCUCUCCUCGGGCAUCCUCAGCAUCCCCAAUGCGUACUACCCGGCUCUGGGCAUGGAGUUCAGGGUGCUCGAGCCCCCCCGGUUUGGCACUCUCCUGAGAAGCGAGCGGCCUGAGGAGGGUGGGCUGGACAGCUUCACCUGGAGCGAGCUGCAGGAAGGUGCCACGGCUGCUAUCAGCCCCCACAUCCUGAGCGCCGAGGACGAGGAUUCCCCAGCAGAGGAGCUGACCUAUUCCAUCCAGCCCCCAGCCAAUGGGAAGGUUGUCCUGAGGUCAGCACCCAGUGCUGAGGUCAAGAUGUUCACCCAGGCCCAGAUAGACAAUGGCCUUAUCCUCUUCGUGCACCAAGGACCCCUGGAUGGAGGCUUUGCCUUUGACCUGUGGGAUGGUGAGAACCUGUCUCCUGGGCACUUCUUCCUCAUCAGGGCCCAGAGAGAGCCCACCAUCAGCCUGGCCAAGAAGCAGAGCCUCACCAUCUGCCCAGGUGCCCGGCAGCCCAUCACCAGCCAGAACCUGCAGGCAGUGAGCAACAGCCCCGCCAGCUCCACCACUCUGUACUACAGCAUUGAGCAAGCCCCACGCCUCGGCAGGCUGAGCACCUCCCAGGGGGAGGAAAUCAGGAACUUCACCCAAGCCCAGGUGGACAGCAAGUUGAUUUUCUACCAGCAUGAGAUGCCAGAUAAGCCCUUCUGGCUGGCCCAAGAUGCCAUCCGCUUCCGCAUCGUCACUCCCACGACUAUCUCAGAUUCCUUCAUCCUCCUCGUCCUGAUCUCCUUCGAGGAAAAGUGUCCCCAGCGCUUGACUCAGCUAUGGAAAAACGCAGGUCUCCAGCUCACAAGAGCUCAGAAGGCUGACAUUGACACCUCGGUGUUGGAUGCCUCCAACCUCCUGAGCCAAGUUCUGGUCUCUGAGAGAGCUGGAUAUGAUGUUGUCUUCCUGGUGACGGAGCUACCGUCUCAUGGACAGCUCUUGGUGGCCGGUGUGCCUCUGGAACGGUCACAGCCGUUCUUCCUGCAGUCAGACCUGGCAGUGGGGCAUUUGGCAUAUGCCCAUGGUGGGGACAGCAUCUCCAAAGACCAUUUCAGUUUUAAGGCUUGGCUCCGCCCCCGGGAACAGCAGUCUGUCCGUCCUCCACAGGAAGGGGUGGUCAUCUCUGAGGUGUUCAAUAUAACAGUGACCAGCAGCACCAAGUCACCGCAGGUGGUGAAGCGGAAGGAAGUGCUGCAGGUCCCACCAGGCUCUGUGGUCACCUUGUCCCGGGAGUACCUGGAUGUGGCAGACCCAUCGGUGUCCCCACAGGAGAUGGUGUACAGCAUCCUCCGGAGUCCUCCCGCCGGCCACGUGGCCAGCGCACACAACCCUCGGGAGCCCAUCAACCGCUUCACCCAGGCGGAUGUCAACGCUGGCCACGUGGUGUUUGUUGCCACUGGGAGCCGUGCCCCUGGGUCCUUAGCCCUGAGCCUUUCCAAUGGCCACCACCCACCCACCCUGACCUUGCUGGAGAUCGAGGUGCUGCCUGCGUUGAGCACCACUGCGAGCCCGACACUGCUGGAAGUGCCCCAAGACCUGAACAGAGCCCCCGUGUCCCACCGUCACCUCCUGGGCACCACACCACGAGGGGCAGGUAAUAUCCUGUACAGGAUCACCAGGGGCCCCAGGUUUGGCCAAGUGCUGGUCAACCAAAAGCCAUCACGGGGCUUCUCGCAGAAGCAGCUGGACCGCAGGGAGGUGAUGUUCACCUUCAGCGACCUCACUUCUCCUGAGGACGACUUCCAGUUCCUUGCCACGUCGCGGGCAGGAAACUGGACCGGGGUGGUAAAUGUGACUGUCCAUGCUGCAGUGAAGACCCAACCAGGCAGCCUGUGGCCCCGGGGCACCACAGCCCUCCUAGACACCAGCAUCCUCGAUGCCAGUGAGCUGGCCAACCGCACCAAGAGCAUCCCAGUCUUCAGGGUCCGCAGGGCGCCCCAUGCCAGCCGUCUUGUGAGGGUAUCCAGGGACCCAGGACAACCCACCACCCCGAUUGAGACCUUUAGCCAGAGUGAGCUGGAACAAGGGCUGGUGGGACUGGAGGUGCUGGCUGCUGGGGACACCCACCAACCCCUGCAGAGUGACAGCUUUGUCUUUGAGCUGGUGGCUGCUGGCGUGCCACCAGCGCUAGCAUCCCUGGAGUACAGCAUCGAGCCCUACAACGCCUCGAAAUCCUAUGGCAUCACCCUGCUCACAGCCCCUCUGGCACCUUCACCCCCCGUGCCCCAGGGCACAGCACAGAGCAGCCCCAAUGCCAGUGAGCUGGGCAUGCCCCCCACUGCCUGGCUAGCCCCCAGUGCCACCACUAGCCCCAGCCCCGUGGAGGGGGGCACCUUCCUCAGCUUCAUCGAGGCCAACAUGUUCAGCAUCAUCAUCCCCAUUUGCCUCAUCUUACUCCUGCUGGCCCUCAUCCUGCCCCUGCUCUUCUACCUGCACAAGCGCAACAAGACAGGGAAGCACCAUGUCCAGGGCACCCCUGCCUCCAAGGCCAAGAACGGGGCUGUGCCUGACCAUGAGACCUUCCGGAGGACAGACCCCAACCAAGGCAUCCCCCUAACGACUGUCAGCGCCCUGGAGGGCAAGGGCACAGGUCCCCCACCCCAGGGCACAGGUCCUGGGGCACCACCAGACCCUGAACUCCUCCAGUACUGCCGGACUUCCAACCCCCCACUGAAAAACAACCAGUACUGGGUGUGAAGGGCUCAGGUGCAGGGGCAAGAGAUCACCUGGGAGUCAAGAACCUCCCACAGCACCACCGGCCACCUCCUCCUGGCUCUCCUCCUCCUCCCUGGGAGCUGGCAUCCCAUAGAUGCAGGAGGGCCCUGAGGAUGCAGGGGCUGCUGCUCUGGCCCACCUAGGAGCCCCACAUCUCCGGGUGGCUUUGGGCAGGGGAGGGGGGUACUGCAUAAGCAAGUGGGGACAGGCAAAAUACAUGAGCAUCCCUGGGGAAUGCUGACUUAGGGUGCUCACUUGGGCUACUUGAUGGUGGCCACAGUGCUGGGGGAUCUGAUGGCACUGGUCCCUUCAGAGCCACUCAGGCAGGUCCAGUGGUGGCUCCUCCGUGGGCAGCACCAUCCACCCCAGGGAUGCUUCCCACAGCUCUUGGCAUGAGACGGAGGAUGAGGAGCGGCUUGCACUGAGUCAGGCUGGGGAUGAAGCUGCCCAAAUCCCCCAGGGCUAGGUGGGCUGAGACACUGGAGCAGAGGCUCGGAAAAAACUCUGUGGCCAAUGCCAGGAGAAUUUAGGAAUCCCCACCCACUUGGAAAAAUACCCGCCUCGCUCUUUCUCUACUUGCAGUGUGCUUCCUCAAGUUGAUUGCACAGAGCCCUGGGGAGGUUGCACAACAGGUAGGAUGCCCGUAGUGGGGAGGGGGGGACGGAGUUUACCUGGGCAGCAUGAAACCGGAGAGGAGAGCAGAGAGCCAUAGCCAGCGCCGUUUUCCACUGUAUACUCCAGUACGGCAAAA
Molecule: messenger RNA, 7669 nt
Organism: Manacus vitellinus (golden-collared manakin)
Lineage: Eukaryota; Metazoa; Chordata; Aves; Passeriformes; Pipridae
Gene: CSPG4
Product: chondroitin sulfate proteoglycan 4
Exons: 9
Coding region: 1-6900 (2299 amino acids)
Source: RefSeq, a predicted model, not a curated record